AUUCUACAUUUUUAAUGCCUCGUACCGUAUUCACUCAACUAAUUAUAUUUAAAGAUUAAAUUAAAAACAACCCUUUCUUUGAAAUUUAAAUUAUAUCAUUCCACUGUAGCACAUGAUGGCCAAUAUUAAAAAAUCAACGUUGCUAAUUCUAUAAAAAUAUAGCAGUGAAUAAUUUGAAUAUUGCAUUUUAUAUUAAAUUAUAAAUUGUAUAAGUGAUAAUAAUAAAAGUAAUAUAAUAAUUUCAUGUAGACACAUAUUAUUCUUAUAAUUGCAUGUAUGUUUGUCAUUCUAACCUAUUUCAUCUACUAGUAUUGUAAUUGUAAAUAAACAUCCAAAAGUUGAAUAUAUUAAUUAAACACUAAGUCGAUAUAUUUGAUACAAUGAAAAUAUAAUAUUUUGUUAAAGAAUUUAUGUAAUAUACUUAUUUAUAUAAAUCAUUGUCAAAUAAUCAUGGAAAAUCCUCCAAAAAUAGAAACUUUAAAUGAGAUUACUUCUGAUAUGUCAGAAUCAUUGACACAAGAGACAGCAUUACAAGAGGAGAUAAAUACAACAGUAUUGAUACUUAAUGAAUCUCGUGAAAAUGAAAUUUUAAAUGAAAAAUUGGAAGAAUCUAAAUUGGAAGAAUUACAAGAUGAACAUUCCAAUACAAUUCCAACAAUUGUCCAAGAAAAUAAUACCAAUAUAAAAGAAGAAGUAUUACAUUGUAUUAAUCAUAUUUGUUAUAAAUGGGAUAAUUCACCAAAAUUAUUAUGUGAAACAACAAAAGACUAUCAACCUACUGAAUUAUGUGAAAAUUUUACAAAAGGUUGUCAAUGGUCCCCUGAUGGAACAUGUCUGUUAGUACCUUCAGAAGAUUUCAGACUUAGAAUUUAUGAACUUCCUCAAAACUUAUAUUCUGAGAAAAUUUCUUUAAAUGUAACACCUACCAACAUUACUCCAGUAUUAACUAUGAAAGAAGGAGGUCUUAUAUAUGAUACAUGUUGGUAUCCUUUUAUGAAUUCUUGGGAACCUGCAACCUGUUGUUUUCUAAGUACAAGUAGAGAAAGUCCAAUACAUUUAUGGGAUGCUUUUAAUGGGGAAUUACGAGCAACAUACAGAGCUUAUAACCAAGUUGAUGAAGUAGAAGCUUCAAUUAGUGUUCAAUUUAUUGAUUCUGCAAGAGAAAUAUGGGCUGGUUUUAAAAAUGCUUUAAGAACUUUUGAAGUGGAACGCCCAGGUCGUCAAAUAAGUACUAUUCAAUUCAAAAAAGAUUUUCCAAAUGUUACUGGAUUAGUUUCCUGUAUUCGAGAAAAUCCGAUCAUGCCUGGAUUAAUUGCUUUUGGUACAUAUUCUAAAUACAUUGGUUUAUAUAAAAAUGGACCACUAUGUUCCUUUAAAACAGGAAAUGGAGUAACUCAAAUUGAAUUUAGUCCUUGCGGUACAAAAUUAUUUUCAGCUGUUAGACGUAGUGGUGAAUUUUUAUGUUGGGAUCUUCGUAAUCCAGGCACUGUACUUUAUUCACUUCAAGGACGUCAGUCUGAUACAAAUCAGAGAAUAUACUUUAACAUUACAUCUGAUGGUAAACAAAUAGUGUCAGGUGGAAUUGAUGGAAGCAUUAUUAUUUGGGAAUUACUGGACAGCACAAGUUAUACAGAUCUUAAUUUGACACACAAAAUAAAGUUAUCUACUGAUUGUAUUAAUGGAGUGAGUUUACAUAAUAGUUUACCCAUACUGGCUACUAGUACAGGACAAAGAUUAUGCGAUAGUGAUAUAGAUUAUAGAGAUAAUAAUGUUAGAUUGUGGUAUAUCUCUUGAUAAUGUAAUUAUGAAUUAAAUUAAUGUAAA
Nomia melanderi (Alkali bee) is the source of this 1824-nucleotide messenger RNA. RefSeq names its product Telomerase Cajal body protein 1 homolog (gene WDR79). NCBI's taxonomy places the organism in Eukaryota, Metazoa, Arthropoda, Insecta, Hymenoptera, Halictidae. Gene Ontology annotation, cellular component: Cajal body. The record is from RefSeq and is a predicted model, not a curated record. Gene Ontology annotation, biological process: Cajal body organization. Gene Ontology annotation, molecular function: protein binding; RNA binding.